UGAUCAUAGUGCCACGCAACAUAACAGUUUGAUAAAGUAUCAUAAGGUUUUCGUAAACUGUAUAUCUACUGUUGAGUACUUUUUUAAUUUAUGUGAUUCAAUGAUCGCUCGUUUCGUGGCAGUGAGUAACAAAAGGCCGGAGAUGUCGAAAGAUUCGAAUGUUCAAAAUGAACAUAUCCAAAAGAAUCAGGUUCCAGCCUUGGAAGCGGACAAGACCUUACAAUGCAAAAUAAACACUUUAGCAAACCACUUCCGAUCACAAUUCAAUGUUUCGCCUUCAUUUUUCGUCAGAGUACCAGGACGAGUCAAUAUAAUUGGUGAACACAUCGAUUAUUGCGGCUAUGCAGUUUGUCCUAUGGCGAUUGAACAAUUCAUUCUUGUUGCUCUUGCUGCAUCAGAAAAAAAUGAAUUUCGAAUCACAAAUCUCGAUCCAAAAUACGAAGAUUAUCAAUGCAGAGAUUUCAAAGGCAUAAGUAAUCGAAAGAUAGAGGAUUCAAAUGGAGGUCCUGAUUGGCACAAAUAUUUCCUUUGUGGGGUCAAGGGUAUUCUGGAAGCCAUACCAAAAGAAAAAAUUCCAUCUGGGAUGUUAGCAGCUGUCUGGGGAAAUAUUCCUGCGAAUUCUGGACUUUCUAGUUCAAGUGCUCUUGUUUCUGCUGCUGCAUUAUCAACAGUACGCCUUAGUCAGUAUUCAAUCUCUAAAGAAGAACUGGCAACAAUAAGUGCAAGUGCUGAAAGAUAUAUUGGAACCCAGGGAGGAGGAAUGGACCAAGCAAUUGCUUUUUUGGGCAAAGCAGGUUCCGCCAAGCUUAUCGAAUUUAAUCCACUGCGGGCUACGGAUAUAACUUUACCACAAAAUGCGGUUUUCGUGAUAGCUCACAGUCUGGUUUGUCACAAUAAAGCUUCUACCUCUGAUUUUAAUCUGAGAGUCGCAGAAUGUAGACUCGCAGCCCAGAUGAUAGCAAAGAAGAGGAUCGUGAAUUGGAAGGCAAUACAAAAAUUAAUAGAUAUCCAGAAGAGGCUGGGAAAAAGUCUCGAGGACAUGUCAGAAAUCGUGGUGAUGGACCUAAAGGAAGACCCGUACUCUCUUGAUGAGAUUCGUGAAGUGCUAGAAACCUCAAAUGAGGAAUUAGCAACUUAUUCGAUUAAAUCGAUGUUUAGCCCAACACAAAAGUAUAAACUUCGAGAAAGAGCCCUUCACGUCUAUCAAGAAGCAGCAAGAGUGAUUGCUUUUCGUGAAGUCAACGAGGAUACAAGUAUAGAAGAAAACGAUAAAUUUCGCCAAUUGGGUAGCUUGAUGUCUGAAAGUCAUUCGAGCCUCUCUAAGUUAUAUGAGUGCAGUCACCCCCAAGUUGACGCCCUUGUGAACGCAGCCCUAGAUUGUGGAGCACUUGGAGCAAGACUCACUGGAGCCGGGUGGGGAGGUUGCGUUGUAGCAAUCACGACAAGAAAUAAUGUACAUACAUUUGUGGAGGCGCUCAAAGAGAAGUUUUAUCGCAAUCUAGACUUGGGAGGAGCUGCUUUAAAGGAUCUGGUUUUUCCAACAGAACCAUACCAAGGCGCCGCAAUUUACAACUUUUAGCUAUUUCAUUUAUGUAUUAAAUUCCUAUUUAGUAUUUCUCAUCAGUUUUCUGUAUAAUAGUAAUAUGAACGAAAAAGGAUUGCCUUUUCCCACACCGAAGUAGAAAUAGACGCAAAGUAUUUCUUACUUCCUUUUUAAUCUGUAUGAUUUUAAAAUUAAAAUCAUAUUUUUAGAAGUUUAUUUCAUAGAAUAUUUUAAAUACAUCCCCUUUAAUCACACUAAACAGUG
This is a messenger RNA of Belonocnema kinseyi, 1807 nucleotides long. RefSeq names its product N-acetylgalactosamine kinase (gene Galk). Gene Ontology annotation, biological process: carbohydrate phosphorylation; galactose metabolic process. Bases 101 to 1579 code for a protein of 492 amino acids. The transcript has 10 exons. The record is from RefSeq and is a predicted model, not a curated record. Gene Ontology annotation, cellular component: cytoplasm; cytosol. Gene Ontology annotation, molecular function: galactokinase activity; ATP binding. Lineage: Eukaryota; Metazoa; Arthropoda; Insecta; Hymenoptera; Cynipidae.